Messenger RNA from Ceratotherium simum simum (southern white rhinoceros), 1152 nucleotides. It is a transcript of the gene CIMAP1B, whose product is annotated as ciliary microtubule associated protein 1B. The record is from RefSeq and is a predicted model, not a curated record. Gene Ontology annotation, cellular component: cytoskeleton. Lineage: Eukaryota; Metazoa; Chordata; Mammalia; Perissodactyla; Rhinocerotidae.
AAAACAUCCUGCCCCCCGCCCCAACCCCGGAGAAUUCCCUUCCCGCAGUGCUGAGUCCGAACUGGGCGCUCGCACACACACCCCUAUAGAACUCAUUUUGGGGUAGGAGACGGGAAAUGGCCCUGAAGCUCCGUCCCUGCUCCACACCCCCCACAGAGCACAAAUAGCCACUGUUUGUUUUCCUGGCGCCCGGGAUACGGGAUGGGCCCCGCCCCCAGAGUCGGGCUGAGCUAGAGGGGAGCGGGGAAGAGCGUCUCCCGUGAGUUCGGGGUGGAGGGGCUGGGUCCGCCACCUUCUGUCCACAGGUACUAUCCACAGGCCGUAAGCGCACCCCACCGCACCAUGGGCUCGGACGUCUGGGUGGGCCCUUGGCGGCCACACCGGCCCCGUGGCCCCAUCGCAGCGCUCUACAGAGGCCCGGGGCCCAAAUACAAGCUGCCACCGAACACCGGAUACAUCCUGCACGACCCUUCGCGGCCCCGCGCCCCCGCCUUCAGCUUCGGCGCGCGCCUCCCCACGCAGCAGACUUCGUGCGGCCCGGGGCCGGGCCACCUGGUGCCCGCUAGCAUGACUGUGCGCGGCCGAGACGGCACCCCCGCCUACUCCAUCUAUGGCCGCCCGCGCCACGCAGCGCCGUUCCUCACUCCCGGACCGGGUAGGUACUUCCCAGAGAGAGCGGGGAACGCGACGUACCCCAGCGCGCCUCGGCACACCAUCGCUCCUCGAAACUGGGGCAUCCACGCGGUGCAGCAGACCCCAGGCCCCGGGACCUACACAGUGCCCUCGCUCUUGGGCCCGCGCGUCAUCGGUAAAGUCUCGGCCCCAACUUACUCCAUCCACGGCCGCAGCGCAGUGGGCAGCUUCUUCGAGGACCUCAGCAAGACCCCGGGUCCCUGCGCCUACCACGUGGUGAACCCUGGGAUCUACAAGUCUCGGGCCCCCCAGUUCACGAUGCUAGCACGGACUUCGCUACCCCGAGACGACACCCUGAAUCCCGGGCCCGCCGCCUACAACGUAGACCAGCACCGGAAGCCUCGCGGCUGGAGCUUCGGGAUCCGGCACUCGGACUACCUGGCCCCGUUCGUGACGGACAUGGAUAACUGACUGGCCGGCCGGGCGCGGCCCCACGAACGUGUGCUUAAAGCUCCCCGA